GGUGUGAUGUUUCCUGGGCGUCGUUCCUCAACGCUGGACAUGAUGGCGGCUCAUAUAUUGACUUCUGUGCUCCUUUGUUGUGUUUUGGCUCUUCCUGGUUUGGUGGCACCUAAACCUUUGCUUUCUGUGACAUGCCGUGAGGACAGUGUGACGGUGGCGGCCAACAUGUCUGUCCAGCACAUCAACCGACAUCACAAGCAUGGCUACAAGUUCAGCCUGCAUGAGGUCCAAAGAAGCAAUUACCAACAGUUUUCUGGAGGUUGCCACAUUGAUGUGAAUGUGAAGCUGCUGCAGACCAAAUGUCACUUUACCAACCCCAAACCUGUGGACCAAUGCGAGCUGUGGCAAAGGAACGAACGGGGCGCAAUGGCCACCUGCAGUGUUAAGUUUUGGGUCAUGUGGGGUGCGGCCAAAAUCACCCGAUACGAAUGCUCCACCAGACCAGACCACACCAAAGAUGAGAUGAUGACCCUUUGUCCUUCCUGCCCCAAGUUGUUGUCCCUCAAUGACAAGACUGGUGUCAGCGCCGUGCAAGAGGCGGUGGUCAGGUUCAAUCAGCAGAUGAACCACCACCAUUACUUCACCCUGCUCGAAGUGGCUCAGCUAACUGAGGAGCACAUCAUGACCAUCGGAACCAUCACCUCGCUCAAGUUUGCCCUAGUGGAGACCACAUGCCCCCGAGAGGCCACGCAUACUUUUGCGGCCUGCACGCCUCUCUGCCCUGACCGAGCUAAUCACGCCUACUGCCAAACCGCCUAUUACAACGCUCACAGACAAGUGGGAGAACUUGAGUGUGAAAUCUACCCUCCAAAGAAUUCAGAGACAAUCCCAGCUGGCGAGCCGGAGCCUGUUUGCAUGCCGCUGUUCCACCAGAGUGCGGAAGCUUGCACGUGCAAGGAACAGCUGAAAAAUUCUGAGCCGUCCAUCCACAGCAUUUGUCCCUUUCCACUAAAAUGAUGUAAUCACUCUUUCAAAUCAAAUAAAUUGACCUGCCAUUUG
Molecule: messenger RNA, 999 nt
Organism: Hippocampus comes (tiger tail seahorse)
Lineage: Eukaryota; Metazoa; Chordata; Actinopteri; Syngnathiformes; Syngnathidae
Product: alpha-2-HS-glycoprotein-like
Exons: 7
Coding region: 7-957 (316 amino acids)
Biological process (GO): negative regulation of endopeptidase activity
Cellular component (GO): blood microparticle; extracellular matrix; extracellular region
Molecular function (GO): cysteine-type endopeptidase inhibitor activity
Source: RefSeq, a predicted model, not a curated record